Molecule: messenger RNA, 1508 nt
Organism: Zootermopsis nevadensis
Lineage: Eukaryota; Metazoa; Arthropoda; Insecta; Blattodea; Termopsidae
Source: RefSeq, a predicted model, not a curated record
AUAAGUUAAACACAGCUUGGCCGUAAAGAAUGAAUAGUGAUGGCCAGUGUUUCAUCCCCACCACUGAAGCGAAUUAGUUCAUGGAAGUCUCACGUUAUUCGCACAGUUGUACCAGAAGUGCAAAAUGAGGGUAAAAUUGUAAAUACAGCAUACGUGUAUGGUUGCUUUUAUUCGAAUAUUUGUUAUAGUUUGUAUGUCUUAAGUGUUUUGAAAACACCUAAAAGUAAAUAAAAGUGUUGUGCCGCACGGGUCAUAGGAGACGAGAGUGUAGACCCAAGGUUGCUUUUUAGAACGUCUUUUACGGUUUAAGCGGUUUAUGAUUUCAUGUUUUUGUAUGCUACUAUUUGUCACUCCUUUACUUGCUUCAAUAGUUUAAGGUAACUUAGGACAGAAUGUAUGCGUUACGUGUUUUAAUUGUAGGUGUGUAUUAGCUUCAUUCAGUGACAGGUUAGCAAGCACUGUGCUUCGAACGACUUCCGAUAUCUCUUUUCCUGGAACUAUAUUACAUUCAAAAGAAGUGACGUUUCGAUGUCUCGAUCGAUUGUACAGGUUACUGGAAUGCCUACAGAUAAACUUGUUAUAUUAAACUUCAAAGUUCGCGUGGAACUGUUUUGAACAAAAUGUUCCUACAGUUAUUAGUUGGAAAUGUGAACUUUCAGGAAUAUAUAGUAUAUUAUGAAACUGGAGUCAGUGGUCAUCUAAUAGUGUCAGUGAUAAUGGUAUGUUUCUGUGUGAUGUGGUAGGCCUACGUGCAAGUGAAUCAAGAGUGCCUACUGUGUACAGACCUGCACAACGGGAAUGUAACCACUACAUUUCUGAAAACUAAAACGAAUUCGGCUGGAUUUCGAGCGAUGCUGCUGAUUUUGCUGAUGCUGGUGGCGCCGCUCACGGUCGCCAACAAGACCAAGUCUCUGCACGUCAUGAAACAACAGAUGUGCUCGGACCUGUGCACCUCGGGGCUGGGAGGCGCCCCCUGCGGGGAGCUAUGCAACGAGGACAUGGGGUUCGAUCUCCGGUCCCGUCUGAGACAAUUCACUCUCGCCACUGCCCGAAAGAAGGAUAUUUACGGACCGCGUCUUGCCGUCUGCCCUGUGUUGUGCCAUAACAACCUCGGUGAUCCGCUCUGCGGCUGUCACGUCGAGAGUGCCAUGGUGACGAAGCCUGCGAACUGGACCGCCAUCUGCGACUCGUUCUGCUACCAAGAAGGGUACACUCUGUACGGGUGUCCUCUUUGCCGGGUGAAGCCGGCCUUCCACGCCGAGAAGCUGUCAAUGGCCGCUGACAGCACUAGAGGCAAUUCUGAGGACGUCGACUGGGGAGAAUUGUGCGCCUACCUCUGCAGCAUUGGAGAGGGUGGCGCUGCCUGUAACUGCGACGCUGUACCGUAGGCUUGCCGCUUCUAGGCAUUCCGGUUUUAACCCACGCCAGCCCCCAUGAAAACGUGCUUGCAGUUAGCAGAGAAAAAAUAAUAAAUUUGUCCCUGAAUAAAUCGUGAUGGUGGCGGUAAA